CUCUUCAAGAUAAUAAUUCUAUCGUUCCAUGGGUUGCCUUUUUUCAACAUUUAGUUGAAAAAGAUAUACCUGGAGAAAUUAUUCCAAAUGAUCUUGAAGACCGACAAAAAUUUAUUUGGUUUAAAGCUCAAAGAUGGUCUUGUCAAAAUUUAAAUCGUCUUUUUCAAAGAUAUGGAAAUCCUGCUCAACUUGUUUCUUCUUCCACAAAAUAUGCCGCUUUUUCGGAAAAUUUUAUACAUCAUUUUGGUCCUCAAAUAUUACAUACUUAUUUACGAAAAACUGAAAAAUGGAUUAAGAAGGAAACGUUAGUGUCUCAAUAUUUAUUCCCUCAAUUAUGCUUUUCUGAUGAAGAUGAACAAUUGUGGGCAGAAGAUCCAGUUGAUUAUAUUCAUAAAAAAAUGGAUCCAUUAGAAGAUUUCAGUUCUCAUACAGCAGCAGCUAUAUCUCUCCUUAUUGACCUAGCAAAACUUCGAAAAAAAUUUACUUUUAUGGGAAUAAUGGGAUUUAUUAAUAAUAUUUUGGCUACUUAUCAUGAUGCUCCUACUGAUGCUAAAAAUCCACGUCAUAAAGAUGGUGCUUUGAAAAUGAUUGGAUGUCUUAGUGAUUUGGUUAUGCGUAAAAAAUCGGGUGUUGCUCAUCUUAUGGAAGGUUUCCUUACUACUCAUGUGUUUCCUGAAUUUCAAAGUCCAUAUCCAUUUUUAAGAGCUAGGGCAUGUGAUAUGAUGAUCAAGUUUGAUAGUUUGGAUUUUGAACAAGAAUCAAAUCUAGGAAUAGCAUUUCAAGGAAUUACCAAUUGUAUGAGUGAUGAGGAACUACCAGUAAAAGUUCAAGCUUGUUUAGCUUUGCAAAGCAUGAUACGACAUGAAACAGUAAAAGCCGCGCUAAUUCCUAACAUACCAAUGGUUAUGCAACAACUUCUCGAUCUAACCAAUCAAAUUGAUACUGAUACACUUGCGAAUGUAAUGGAGGAGUUUGUUGAAGUCUUUUCCAAUGAAUUAAGUCCUUUCGCUACUCAAUUAUGUGAACAAUUAAAUGCUCCCGCAGUUCCUGGAAGUGAAGAUAUUUAUGAUAAUUCAUAUGAAUGUGGUGAAAAAACCAUGGCUGCUGCAGGUGUUCUCAAGACAAUAACUACCUUAAUUCUUAGUUUGGAAAGUACACCAGAAAUUUUAUCUCAAUUAGAGAAUAUAUUAUUACCUAUUAUCACAUUUACGUUAGAAAAUACAAUUACAGAAAUGCUUCCUUCUUUGGACAAUUAUAUAUCCUACGGUACCGAGAUAUUUGUACAUAAUGCUGAUUUGCACACUAGAAUAUAUGAUGUUAUUGAAACAGUAAUGAUCUAA
Molecule: messenger RNA, 1340 nt
Organism: Racocetra fulgida
Lineage: Eukaryota; Fungi; Glomeromycota; Glomeromycetes; Diversisporales; Gigasporaceae
Source: the annotation of a GenBank genome assembly